Molecule: messenger RNA, 143 nt
Organism: Ambispora leptoticha
Lineage: Eukaryota; Fungi; Glomeromycota; Glomeromycetes; Archaeosporales; Ambisporaceae
Source: the annotation of a GenBank genome assembly
AAUCACUUAACUUUUCGAAAACUACUUCGCUGACCUUGAGACUUCACUAUGGAGACAGCGAAGUGGUUUCUGAAAAGUUAGGUGUCCCAGAAUUUAUGAAAACAGCUGUAAGUGUCGGUGAAAUGGACAUGUCGACGAAUUGA